Sapajus apella (tufted capuchin) is the source of this 11143-nucleotide messenger RNA. RefSeq names its product androgen receptor (gene AR). Gene Ontology annotation, cellular component: nucleus. NCBI's taxonomy places the organism in Eukaryota, Metazoa, Chordata, Mammalia, Primates, Cebidae. The transcript is spliced from 8 exons. Bases 3169 to 4335 code for a protein of 388 amino acids. Gene Ontology annotation, molecular function: steroid binding; zinc ion binding; nuclear receptor activity. The record is from RefSeq and is a predicted model, not a curated record. Gene Ontology annotation, biological process: regulation of DNA-templated transcription; androgen receptor signaling pathway; male gonad development.
AUUACAGACACGUGCCACCAUGCCUGACUAAAUUUUAUAUUUUUAGUAGAGGUGGGGUUUUGUGAUGUUGCCCAACCUCGUCCUGAACUCCCAGUCUCAAGUGAUCCACCCCCAUCGGCCUUCCAAAGUGUGGGGAUUAUAGGCGUGAGCCACUGCUCUCAGUCCUGGACCAUUAAUUUUUUAUGGUAAGUCCAACUUUUUUCAAGUUAACAGCUCUGAUUUGCUGUAUUAUAAAUGAAUGGAUGAGUAUAUAUGUCAUUUGGGAACAUUAUUUCCAACUUUUGGUUGAAGAUUUGUUUUAUCACUUGUGGAACAUUUUUGUUUUUUCAUUCUCAGCAAUAUCAGUUUAGUUUAAAGAACAUUUCAUUCACUAGUUAAUAUUUUAUCCAUCAAUGCAUUUCCUGAGUACCAACUUUCUAUCAAAUGCUGUGCUGGAUUCUGAGGCUACAAAGAGAAAUAAGACAUCAUCUCAGGCCUCUAAAAUCUCACAGACUGGGGACUGACAUCUCAGUAGUAAACACAUGAAUAGCAACUUAUGAAAUGCCAUUAGUAAAAUCUCAAGUUAUAUUCCUCAGUGAGUAUGGCCAUCCUAAAAACGGGGAUGUCUUCAUGAGAUGAAGCCUUAUGGGAAAUUGCAUUUUAAUCUAAUCGUGUCUUGCUAAGAACAGAAGUGAAAUGUCUCAGCCUCUGUGUGUGCAUUUGUGUGGGUGAAGGUUGGGUUUGUGAUGAUGGAAGGAACUGGGAGAUUGCUAAGUAGGAUCUAUGGGGGGCCUUAGAUCGUCCUGGUAAGCCCCAACUUUCUGGUUAUGUAUUUGUGUAGAGUGUGGGGGUGACAAAGAUUGUUUUUUAAGAGUUGAUUUUAGAUUUUUUCCAAGUAAAUGAUCAACUGACUUGGAGCAUCAUUAUUCCACUUGCUUUGAAAACCCAAUACUCAAGACUCCUUCCUGUCAUGGCUUAACUCUUUCUGAUCAAGUAUUACCCUUUUUGAGCAUUUACUUGUCAGUUACAGAUGCUAUGUUAGAUGUUGUCUCUCGUGUUUUCUUGUUUAAUCUUUACUUUGAUUCUAGGUAGCUCUUAUUAGUUUCACUUUAUAGGUAAGAAACUGAAGUUCAGAGACUUUAAUAAACUUGUUCAAGAUCACACAGUAAGUAACUUGGUAGUUACUUACUUAAAUUCUGAUUCUUCAAUUUUUUUUUGUUGUUGUUGUUGUUUGCUUGUUUCCAGGCCUCACUGCUGUUUUCACCAUUCCACACCACUUCAAUUUUCAUUGAGGUCUUUAAAUGUACCCUUCAUCAGCCAAAGCCUCUUGCCUCCCUUCAAUAUAACUCUUCUCUAGCAUGUUCUUAAUAAUCUUCUGAAAAGGCUUUACAGCCUUCCUGGGUACUAGGACCCAGAUUCUUAAUCCAGGCUCUUCGAUGCCUUAGUUAACUGUAAAAUGGAAAAUCAAACUCUCAGCCUAUCCAGGAAAAAUGAGUUUGGGAUGUGAAUUUCCUGGGCAACUUGUCAUCUCUUUUUCACUUCCUUAGCUUCAUAAACUUACCCACAAUGUUCCCUGAGGACUAAGAGUAGUGGAGGAUGAUGAGGAAAGGCUUUCCUCCCUUCCUUUCCAAGAGUCCUUUAGCCAAAUGCCACACCUCCUGUUUCCCUAAUCUUCGUGCAGAGAUAGAGGUGGGAGAUAGACAUGGAUUCCUUUCAGUCCUGAGUUCAUGCCAGGCUUUUCUUUCCCUCUAGCUGGACUGAGGUAGGAGGAGAGAUUGAAUGUCUACCAAGAUGACCACGAGUGAAGAAGACUAAGGUACUUGAAAGAGCAGCAGACAUAUGCUUAAAAUACCAGAAUUUGUGUCCAGACUUUGUAGGCUACUAUCUGUAUAAUUCUGGGCAAGUCAACAGUUCGGAGUCAGAAUUUCCUCAUCAGCAUAUUGGAACAUAAAUUCUAAUUAUGUAGAUGAAACAUUAAGUCUAGAAGUAUUUUGUAAAUUCAGAAAGAUCUUAUAGAUUUGAAGUGUAGCUGUUUCGAUUAUCAGAGACUAAAUCCCAUACUUCAGGAAUAAAAUCCUGUCCUGUUUUUUCUAAAAGCCUGUGCAUGUGUGGUGUAAGGGGUGGGUUUUUCUUUUCCCCUGUACCAGCCACUUUGCAACUGUAGUAACUGGGGACUGAGGACAGUGACCUGCUUUUGUAUUGAGCAAGUGUGAAAAGAGGGUUAUGCAUCAGGGGUCAGCAGAUGGCAGGCAGAGUAGCCCCUCCAAAUCUCCCUCCCACACCACAAAGCCCUCUUAUUUAUUCAAAGUUAACAUUAGAAUCUCAUUUCAAGUAGCCAUGUCUGUGUCUGGGCAUAUUUUUUCUUUCCUUGUGUACAGCAAGCAUUUGUCAACUUGGUGAAAAGCAUUACUCUUCUUUCCAUUUCCAAGGACUAAUCGUGCUUGUUCACUAGACAUGCGUUCAAAACAGUGGAUUGAAAGAGCGCAAGCUUAUAGCAAAGAAUCAGAAAUAGUCAGAAUUUCGAGAGGAUUCUAGAGGUCAGUUCCUUUUUGUAUGGAUUGAGCAACUGAAACCCAGACAGGAAAGGGGAUUAAACCAAAUUCAGAAGCACAAUCACAUUACUGGCACAUUCAGAUUGGAAAUCUAAGGCUUCUGCUCCCAGGUCAGAACCAAAUGUCGUUUCUAGCUAUGGUAUUCUUUGAUCUCAGUGAUUUUGACUCUUUCUACUACAUAAGAGUGACAGUGGGUUCUGAGGUACUGGCUCCAGUUGAAGUGGGAGUAUGUACCAGCCACUCCCCUUGUUUCUUUUCUGGUGGCCUGGGAGUGUGAUCUCUCUAUGUGAUAUUUUCACACUACUGUCCUUAUUUAAAUCACACUUGAAUCUUGCCAAUUAACAAGACAGUAAUUGGCAUCAGAAGGGUAGGUUAGUUUGCUUAUCUUUACCAUCCCCCCUCUUCCCAACCCAGUGUGCAUUGCAGAAUGUUUUAUCAGCUCUGAUUUGCUAAAUUGCUCUCUUCUCCAGUAGGUGCUGCGAGCAGAGAGGGAUUCCUCAGAGGUCACCUGCUUCAUCUUUUUGCCUAUGCGAAUGCCUGCCUCAAGCUGUUGGAGGCUGGCUUUGUACCGGACUUUGUACAGGGAACCAGGGAAAUGAAUGCAGAAUGCUCCUGACAUUGCCUGUCACUUUUUCCCAUGAUACUCUGGCCUCACAGUUUGGAGACUGCCAGGGACCAUGUUUUGCCCAUUGACUAUUACUUUCCACCCCAGAAGACCUGCCUGAUCUGUGGAGAUGAAGCUUCUGGGUGUCACUAUGGAGCUCUCACAUGCGGAAGCUGCAAGGUCUUCUUCAAAAGAGCCGCUGAAGGGAAACAGAAGUACCUGUGCGCCAGCAGAAAUGAUUGCACCAUUGAUAAAUUCCGAAGGAAAAAUUGUCCAUCUUGUCGUCUUCGAAAAUGUUACGAAGCAGGGAUGACUCUGGGAGCCCGGAAGCUGAAGAAGCUUGGUAACCUGAAACUACAGGAGGAAGGAGAGGCUUCCAGCACUACUAGCCCCAAUGAGGAGACAACCCAGAAGCUGACAGUGUCACACAUUGAAGGCUAUGAAUGUCAGCCCAUCUUUCUAAAUGUCCUGGAAGCCAUUGAGCCAGGUGUGGUGUGUGCUGGACAUGACAACAACCAACCCGACUCCUUUGCAGCCUUGCUGUCUAGCCUCAAUGAACUGGGAGAGAGACAGCUUGUACAUGUGGUCAAGUGGGCCAAGGCCUUGCCUGGCUUCCGCAACUUACACGUGGACGACCAGAUGGCUGUCAUUCAGUACUCCUGGAUGGGGCUCAUGGUGUUUGCCAUGGGCUGGCGGUCCUUCACCAACGUCAACUCCAGGAUGCUCUACUUCGCCCCUGAUCUGGUUUUCAAUGAGUACCGCAUGCACAAGUCCCGGAUGUACAGCCAGUGUGUCCGAAUGAGGCACCUCUCUCAAGAGUUUGGAUGGCUCCAAAUCACCCCCCAGGAAUUUCUGUGCAUGAAAGCACUGCUACUCUUCAGCAUUAUUCCAGUGGAUGGGCUGAAAAAUCAAAAAUUCUUUGAUGAACUUCGAAUGAACUACAUCAAGGAACUCGAUCGUAUCAUUGCAUGCAAAAGAAAAAAUCCCACAUCCUGCUCAAGGCGCUUCUACCAGCUCACCAAGCUCCUGGACUCUGUGCAGCCUAUUGCAAGAGAGCUGCAUCAGUUUACUUUUGACCUGCUAAUCAAGUCACACAUGGUGAGCGUGGACUUUCCAGAAAUGAUGGCAGAGAUCAUCUCUGUGCAAGUGCCCAAGAUCCUUUCUGGGAAAGUCAAGCCCAUCUAUUUCCACACCCAGUGAAGCACUGGAAGCCCCCAUUUCCCCAUCCCACUCCGUACCCUCUUUCAGAUGUCUUCUGCCUGUUGUAACUCUGCACUACUCCUUUGCAGUGCCUUGGGGAAUUUCCUCUAUUGAUGUACAGUGUCAUGGACAUGUUUCUGAGUUCUAUUUGCUGGGAUUUUUUUUUCUUUGUCUCCUUUCUUUUUCUUCUUCCUUCCCUAUCUGACCCUCCCAUGGCACCUUCAGAUUUUGCUCCCCGUUGUGGCUCCUAUCUGUGUUUUCAAUGGUGUUGUAUGCCUUUAAAUCUGUGAUGAUCCUCAUGUGGCCCAGUGUCAAGUUGUGCUUGUUUACAGCACUACUCUGUGUGCCAGCCACACAAACGUUUACUUAUCUUAUGCCACGGGAAGUUUAGAGAGCUCAGAUUAUCUGGGGAAAACAAAAACAAAAACAAGCAAACAAAAAAAGGCAAAAACAAAACAAAAAAUAAGCCAAAUAACCUUGCUAGUGUUUCUUCUUCCUCAAAAAUAAAUAAAUAAAUAAAUAAACAUAUAGAAAUCCCCAAAGAGGCCAACAGUAACUAGAAGGUGAAAAUUGCAGGCCCAUGGGGAGUUACUGAUUUUUUCAUCUCCUCCCUCCACGGGAGACUUUAUUUUCUACCAAUGGCUAUUGCCAUUAGAGGGCAAGGUGACCCCAGAUCUGAGUUGGGCAGUGGAGUGGACAGAGAGAGGAGAGAACAAGGAGGGAAGAUAGAUCUCAGUACCUGCCCACAGCCUUGGCCCCUGGGGGCUAGACGGCUCAACUAUAGAGCAAUUCAUUAUACUGAAAAUGUGCUUGUUGUUGAAAAUUUGUCUGCAUGUUAACGCCUCACCCCCAAACCGUUUUCUCUCUCACUCUUCUGCCUCCACCCUCAAACUGACUUUCAAAAGUUUUUCUAAGACCUUUGAACUGAACGUUCUCUUUAGCCUAAACUCGGCGACUUUCACCGAAGAGUCAGUCCACUGAGAAGGAGAGCAGAAAUUUAACCGUUUCUAGGGCCCCACUUGGAUCCAGGUUUGCUUUCUCAUGUGUCAGUCAGGAAGAAGCUGAAGUCAGAGGGGAAAAAAAUAGACUUUGGCUGUUCUCCUGCUUAGGACACUGACUGAAUAGUUGAACUCUCACUGCCACUACCUUUUCCCCACCUUGAAAAGACCUGAAUGAAGUUUUCUGCCAAACUCCAUGAAGCCACAAGCACCUUCCAUCCUACCUAUAGUGUUUUGUGGGCCUGAACUUCAUCACACUGCAUUUCAGCCGUGGUGGUGAAGCCUGUUCACUUCUUUUGGGCAUGUUCACAUGUUGUCUAUUAGGAGCCCCCACCACCCAGAAGGUGAGCAGGCCAACAGCUCUGACAUCUGUCUGCAGAUGCCAGUAGUCGCGAAGACUUCUUACCAACUGUCAGAUUGCUGGAGCCCUUAGACAAACUGGAAAGAAGGCAUCAAAGGGAUCAGACAAGCUGGGCGUCUUGCCCUUGUCCCCUAGAGAUGAUACCCUCCCAGCAAGUGAAGAAGUGUUCACUUCCUUCUUUAGAGCAGCUAAAGGGGCUGCUUAUAUCAGCGUUGAAGAGAAAACUCCAUUACCAGGGUGGGACGACUGAAGGCAUUAGAAGCAGAAACUACAAAUGCUCUUCUUGCCACCCAGCAUAUACACCUGCAGAAGUCAAGAGAAUAGAGAAGGAACAAAGAGGAGACUCCGACUACUAAAUUAAAACCUUCAGCAGCAAAGCCUAAAGCCAGAUGGACACCAUCUGGUGUGUUUACUCAUCAUCCUCCUCUGCUGCUGAUUCUGGGCUCUGGCAUUGCCCAUACUCACUCAGAUUCCCUACCUUUGUUGCUGCCCCUUAGUCAGAAGGAGGCUGAACCAUUGAGACUUUCUACAGUACAAUGACUUAUUUUGGAAAGGUCUGGUUGGUGCAGCUUCAAUACAUUGCCACCCAUGAAAACUCAGGGUGUGCCCCUGGGACAGUGAUUUUAUAUAGCCUUUUGGCACACCUGUGUUCUUGUUGACUUCAUUCUCCAACCCCAAGUGCAAGAGAAAAUGUCCACCUACUUUCUCAUCUUGGCCACUGCCUUCUUACUUAGCUCUUAAUCUCAUCUGUUGAACUCAAGAAAUCAAGGGCCAGUCACCAAGCUGCCCAUUUUAAUUGGUUCACUCUGUUGAGAGAACAGUUUCUGAGUGACAUGAUAUGAUCCACAAGGGUCUUUUCCUUCACUGAUUUCUUCAUUGAUAUUAAUAGCCAAAUGAACUUGCAAAACAGCUUCUUUAAAUAACAAGGCAGAGGGGAACCAAAGAUGAGCAAUAUGCCAAUCCAAGACUGCUGGACAAAACUAAAGCUGACGGGUUCCCUUUCUGGGGUGGAAUAGACACAUUCUGGUUUUCUUUAUUACUACACCAUCUGGCUCAUGUACAGGAUCACUUUUAGCGAUUUUAAACAGAAAAAAAUGCACCACUUUUUUCAGUUACACUAGGUUACAUUUUAAUAGGUCCUUUACAUCUGUUUUGGAAUGAUUUUCAUCUUUUGUGGUACAUGACUUGAAUUAUAUCAUUCUCAUAUCUCUCCUUGUAAAUACUAGAAGCUCUCCUUUCCAUUUCUCUGUCAAAUUUUUCAUCUUUAUGGAUUUCUCAAUUAUGAAUCUUGUCUUUAUGAAUAUAUAUUUUUCAGUUGCAAAAGCUAAAAAUCAGUGAAACAGCAGUGUAAUUAAAAGCAACAACUGGAUUACUCCAAAUUUCCAAAUGAUAAGACUAGGGAAAAAGAGCCUACAUAGGACUUUAGGCCUACUCUUUCUGUGCUUGGAUUUGAGUGAACAUAGGAAAUUUUAGCUUGGCUGUGUUCUCCCAUGGAUGAAAGGGAGGAUUUUUUGUUUUCUUAUGGCCAUUGAUGUUCCAGCCAGUGUAAUUGACAGAAGUCUCAUUUUGCAUGCACUCUGCUCUACAAACAGAGUUGGUAUGGUUGGUAUACUAUACCCACCUGUGAAGGACUGGCCACUCAAACCCACUUACCUGGUGAGCUAGAAGAUGAGGAUCACUCACUGGACAAGUCACGGGGACCAUCUCCAAACAAGCUGGCAGUGCUUGAUGUGGACACAGAGUGAGGAAUAGAAAAAGAAGGAGCACCACGGAAAAGGCCCUGUCUAUGCUGAGCAGCAGACAGCUGCCAGGGCCAUGAACUAUGUAGUCAAAGAAAAGAGUCAUGUGGCAGUUUCAGCUCUCAUUCAUUGGGCAGUUCACCUGGGCCUGGCCUCUGAGCUGACAUGGGAGUUGUUGGAUUCUUUGUUUCACAGCUUUUUCUAUGUCAUAGGCAAUAUUGUUGUUCUUGGAAAGUUUAUUAUUUUUUUUAAUUCCCUUACUAUGAGAAAGGGAUAUUUUGAAGGACUGUCAUAUAUCUUUGAAAAAAGAAAUUCUGUAAUACAUAUAUUUUUAUGUACGUUCACUGGCACUAAAAAAAAAGUAGAGAGAGCUUCAUUCUGUCCUUUGGGUAGUUGUUGAGGUAAUUGUCCAGGUUGAGAAAUAAUGUGCUGAUGCUUGAGUCCCUCUCUGUCCAUGCUCUACUUCUAAAUACAUAUAGGCAUACACAAUAAGUUAUAUUUGACUUGUACUUCAAGAGAAAAUAUGUCCACCAUCCACAUGAUACUGACACAAAUGAGCUAAUAUUGAGCUUCAAGUAGCUUCUAAGUGCUUGUUUCGUUAGGCACAGCACAGAUGUGGCCUUUCCCCCUUCUCUCCCUUGAUAUCUGGCAGGGCAUAAAGGCCCAAGCCCCUUCCUCUGCCCCUUCCCAGCCCUGCACCAAAGCUGCAUUUCAGGAGACUCCCUCCAGACAGCCCAGUAACUACCGGAGCAUGGCUCCUGUAUAGCCCUGGAAAAGUAAGAGGCUGGCUGUCUAUGAAUUAUCUUGUGCCAGUUGCCCAGGUGAGAGGGCACUGGGCCAAGGGAGUGGUUUUCAUGUUUGACCCACUACAAGAGGUUAUGGGAAUCAGGUAUGCCAAAGCACCAGAUCAAAUCCAAAACUUAAAGUCAAAAUAAGCCAUUCAGCACGUUCAAUUUCUUGGAAAAGGAAGCUUCUACCCCUGUUGUCUUUGUAGGCAAAUCUGUUCUCACCAUUAAUCUUUCUGAAAAUCUUUUAAAGCAGUUUUUUAAAAGAGAGAUGAAAGCAUCACAUUAUGUAACCAAAGAUUACAUUGUAUUUGCUAAGAUACCAAAAUUUAUAAGGACAGGGAGGGAGCAAGCAUUAGUGCCUCUUUGAUAAGCUAUCCAAAGACAGACUAAAGGACUUUGCUGGUGACUGACUUAUAAGAGCUUUGUGGGAUUUUUUUCCCUAGUAAUAUACAUGUUUAGAAGAGUUGAAAAUAAUUUGGGGAAAAUGGGAUUAUGGGUCCUUCACUAAGUGAUUUUAUAAGCAGAACUGGCUUUCCUUUUCUCUAAUAGCUGCUAAGCAAAUUCUUGAAGCUCCAUCAUUGCAUGGUUGGAGAUGGAGCUGUUCUUAGCCACUGUGUUUGCUAGUGCCCAUGUUAUCUUAUCUAAAGAUGUGAAACCCUUGCUAAUAAGGUGAGCAUUUAAAUAACUAGAUUUUGCACUAGAGGGACAGCAGGCAGAAAUCCUUAUUUCUGCCCACUUUGGAUGGCACAAAAAGUUUUCUGCAGUUGAAGGCAGAAGGUUGAAAUAUAAUGUAAAUGAAUAUUUGUAUUCAUGUUUCAAAAUUGAAAUAUAUAUGUAUAUAUGUAUAUGUAUACACAUAAACAUAUAUACACACACACGCACACACGCAUAUAUAUAUGUGUGUGUGUGUGCAUGUGUGUGUGUGUGUGUGUGUGUUCUGAUAGCUUUAUUUCUCUCUGCAUCUUUAUAUUUGGUUCCAGAUUACACCUGAUGCCAUGUACUUGUGAAAGAAGAUGCAGUUAUGUUUUGGAGGCUCUCUCAGAACAGACAAGACACCUAGAUUGAUCAGAUAACUAAAAGUUUUCUCCCCUAUUGCGUCUGACCUACAGGUCUCGUGAAAGGGCAGAGGGAGAAAAAGAGUAGACAACAUGAUGCAUUGUACUUUACUAGUUCAAGACAGAUGAAUUUGGAAAGGGUGACAAAAACCCAUUGGAAGUGGCUAGAAUUUACCACAGGGAAGGCCCAGACUUGGGGCCAAAAGCCUACCCAAGUGAUUGGCCAGUGGCCUCCUAAUGGGACCUGACAUGUUGGGAGAAGAGAACUGUUCCUUGGUCUUCACCAUCCUUGUGAGAGAAAGGCAGUUUCUUGCAUUGGAACCUGGAGCAAGCGCUCCAUGUUUCACACAAAUUGCGUCACCUGUGAUUGAGGUGCUCUUGUUACUGGGUGUAUGUGUGCUGUAAUUCUGAUUUUGGAUAUGUUCUGUGAAGAUUUUGACAAAUGAAAAUGUGUUUUUCUCUGUUAAAACUUGUCAGUGUACUGGAAGUUGUAUCUCUGUAGGUGCAGGUCCAACUCUGCCCACAGAUAGGGUGUUUUUCUUUGACAAAGAUUGACACUGAGACCUGUUGCCCAGGGCCUCCACAACUCAACCAUUUCUAGGUGAAGGCAGAAAAAUCCAUAUUAGUGAAUCCUCUUCAGACAUUUCAGAUGCAAUAACAAAUCUUUUGGAAUUUUUUUACUCCUAGAAAGAGUGGUAGGUGUUUGAAUUUAGCAGGUGGAAUUUUAUAGUAAAACACAGCUUUUGACUCAGCUUUGAUUUAUCCCCAUUUAAUUUGGCCAGAAAGUAGGUAAUAUGCAUCUAUUGGCUUCUGAUUCCAAUUCAUUGUAGCAGGGUACUGGGUUUUUUCUUUUCCUCACCCAUCUCUUAGCCUGUGGAAUUAAAUGAGAAGCCUUAGAACGGGUGGUCCUUGUGACCUGAAGCACUUCCCACAUAAGCUACUUAAUAAGAUUGUCAUGUAGCUGCAGAUUCCAUUGCCCACCAAAGACUAUAAUGCACACGUAUCCAUACACCAAAGGAAAGACAGUUCUGAAAUACUGUUUCUCUGGUGGUUCCCUCUCUGGCUGCUGCCUCACAGUGUGGGAACCUGUACUCUGCAGAGGAGACAAGCCAGGUUUGCAUUUUCUCACAAUCUUACCCCCUGGUGCUAACUGUCCUACAGUGAAGUGCCUGUGGGGUUGUCCAAGCCCAUAAGCCACUUUUGGAUGGUGAGAGCAGCCACCAUCCGAAUGACCCAUGAAAAAAAAAAAGAAGUCCCCUCACAACGCAGUGACACCUUUCUGCUUUCCUCUAGACUAGAACACUGAUUAGGGAGUGCCUCAGACAUGAUACUCUUGUGCCGUCCUUGGAUUAAUCUGGCAACAGGAGGGAGCAGACUAUGUAAACAGAGAUAAGAAUUAAUUUUCAAUGUUGGAGGAAAAAAAACAACGAAAGAGAGAGGGAAAUAAAGAAAGCAUCAUACAAAGAUUUUCUUAAAAGAAACAAUUUGGCUUGAAAUUUUAGAUGGGGCUCAGUUCUCACAGUGGCACUUGGCCUCCACUGGGCAGCAGGACCAGCGCCAAGUGCUAGUGCUCUGUUCUCUUUUUGUAAUCUUGGAAUCUUUUGUUGCUCUAAAUACAAUUAAAAAUGGCAGAAAUUUGUUUGUUGGACUACAUGUGUGACUUUGGGUCUGUCUCUGCCUCUGCUUUCAGAAAUGCCAUCCAUUGUGUAAAAUAUUGGCUUGCUGGUCUGCCAGCUAAAACUUGGCUGCAUCUCCUGUUGUGGCUGCAGGAUUGAGUUUCUGUUAACAAAGAGAACCAAGAAAAGCUGCUAAUGUCCUCUUAUCAUUGUUGUUAAUUUGUUAAAACAUAAAGAAAUCUAAAACUUCA